AUGCCGAAGCACAAGCAUCACCGCGAUCGGCUGUAUCUGCUGCAAAGCGAGUAUAGUGCAGAGUGGGGUGGCUUUAAGAAGAAGAAUCUUCAUCUUCCAUUCAAGUCGCUCCCCUUUGAUUGUUGCGGACUUUCUCUUCGCCCUUUUGAAGACGCAGUAUGCACGGAUUCAGGGAUAGUCUUUGACGCUUCCGUGAUUCUGCCUUACAUUAAGAAGUAUCGGCGGUGCCCUGUGACGGGGGCACCUCUCUCUGCCUCGGAUCUCUACCCGCUUGUCUUCCACAAAAACGCACGAGGCGCAUUUCACUGCCCUGUUACCUUUAAGGAGUUUGGACCGAACACCCAUAUCGUCGCUAACAAGAAGAGCGGCCACGUAUAUGCCGCAGACGCGAUUGAAAACUUGUGCAGGCAACCUAAGCUAUGGAACGACCUUAUCACCGGGGAGCCUUUCACCAGCGCGGAUUUGGUUCACAUCCAAAACCCAACAGACGCAAAGCAACGCUGCAUUGAGCACUUCCACCAUAUUCGAGAAGGGCAAGAUGUUUCGCGUUUGGCAGCGGCGGGGGGUGUCGCAGCCGAGGCUGGGAGCUUAAAGCCAACGGUCAAAACGUGUGAGACAAUGGAAAAGGUGCUUGCGGAGGCGCAUGCUCGCAAGGCGGAGGUAGAGGCUGCGCACAACCAGCUGGUUCCGAAUUUGCAUGCGGUGAAGGACGCGGGUGGUUUGAAAGGAUCAACACCGUCGGCUACGGAUGCGCAAGCAGCGGAGGGUUCUGCUACCCCCUCGUCUCAGCAAGCGCAGCCAAGCAAAGAAGCCUCGAAUGAGGAGGAAGCCUCGCGGAGCGAUGAUGCAACUAGCGAAACUGGGAAGCACCAUCUGUAUACGGACCAUCGCAUGGCUGCGGGGUUCACGUCUACGGUUGUGGUAGGGAGGACAACGCAGGCGUAUAGGCAGCUCUCUGAGCGGGAACAAAUGCUGCCGAUAUACGCGCUCUGCAAGCAGCAAAAGAUGAAGAGCUACAUUCGGAUGGAAACCUCUGCAGGAGCUCUCAACUUAGAGCUGUACACGCACCUCACGCCUCGCACAACUGACAGCUUCCUGCGACACUGCAUCAGUGGUUACUAUGAGGGCACUAUCUUUCACCGCCUCAUUCCCAACUUCAUGAUCCAGGGAGGCCGUGCAGAGCUGCGGCAGCAGCAGCGACAGCAGCAGCAGCAGCAGCAGCAGCCCUUCGUGAGCCGCAGCGGGUUCUCCAACGGACAGCCCUUCGAGGACGAAAUCUUAGGACAAUUAAGUCACCAGGGUAUUGGCGUUCUGGCUAUGGCAAAUGACGGGCGCCGUAACAAGAAUGUUUCCGAAUUCUAUAUCACCUUCAAGUCUUGCACCCACCUGGAUGGCAAACACACAAUCUUUGGCAGGGUUGUUGGAGGUUUGGACGUGCUGCGGGCGUGGGAAGGGCUGCCGGUAGACUCUCGAGAUCGACCCCAACGGCCUCUGGUGAUUGAAAAAAUGCACAUCUUCAAGAAUGCCUUCGACGAUGCGAAGAAGCAGAUACAGCAGAAGAAGGAAAAAGAGGCUAAUAAAGAAGCAGAGGCCGAAAAGGAGGCGGCGCGCCCAUGGUUCAAUAACAAGCAUGCCCUUGAUGAGACUGCGUCUCACCCAGAACGGCACUCUGAAAAAGUGGGUAAGUACAUGAGGCCUCCGCAUGCAGGAGCUUCAGUUGCAGCUGCUGCUGGGGGAAAGCAUGCCCUCGCUGCGGAGCUUAUGGGCAGCGAGACAGCGCAAUACGUUACGGUGCCUAAGAAGCCAAAGGUGGCACGUAAAGGUCUCGAUCUUUCAUCUUGGUGGGGCGAGGAGUGCCAAGGGGAGAAAAGGCUAAAGCACACUUUGCCAGUAGCAAGUAAUAUUGGGCUUUGCCGUUGUGCAUUUUUAAGCGCAUUCGCCGAUUGCGUUUGUGUAGUCUUCAAGGCUCUGCCCGGCAUGUCUAGUGAGAGGACCGUAGCUGUACAUCCCCUUGGGAAUAGCGCUACUCCGGGGCUGAAAAGAGGCCUCAAGCUGAUUGGUUACGGAAGGGGGCACAACUACACCAAUGAUAGAUAG
Messenger RNA from Cyclospora cayetanensis, 2097 nucleotides. Its product is annotated as RING-type E3 ubiquitin-protein ligase PPIL2. Gene Ontology annotation, molecular function: ubiquitin-ubiquitin ligase activity; peptidyl-prolyl cis-trans isomerase activity. The coding region runs from base 1 to 2097 and encodes 698 amino acids. NCBI's taxonomy places the organism in Eukaryota, Apicomplexa, Conoidasida, Eucoccidiorida, Eimeriidae. The transcript has 7 exons. The record is from RefSeq and is a predicted model, not a curated record. Gene Ontology annotation, cellular component: catalytic step 2 spliceosome. Gene Ontology annotation, biological process: protein peptidyl-prolyl isomerization; protein folding; protein polyubiquitination.